GUCAUCUUCCUCUUAGCCUAAAGGCAACUCAAAGAUGCUUAGAUAUCGGUCUCAUCCUCACUGUCCCACACAGUCCACCAACAGGAGCCAACUGUUACGAACGUCGCAUCUCAAAGCUACUUAGCACCAGUGAGUCAACUUUGGAACGACUGGUUCAGCUGUACUUCAAAGAUUCUUCUCCAACAACAGCAAAGACUAUGAGAGCGCUGCAGUGGGACAAAAUCGCCGGGAAGCUUUCCCUCAUCAACAAGGAUGUGCCGGGUACUAGAGACAUUCCCAGUGGACAUAUUCUUGUCAAGGUUGCCUACAGCGGUAUAUGUGGAACCGACCUUCACAUCAUGCAAAAGGAAUUUCGCUCUGCUGACAAAGUCGUCCUUGGGCACGAAUUCUCUGGCACUGUCGUCAUGAUUGGCCCUGGCGUCGAUCUAGUCAGAGUUGGCAAUAAAGUGGCCAUUGAUCCAAACACUCACUGCAAUCAAUGUCGAUUCUGCUACCGCGGUCAGCCCAACUUCUGUGCGAAGGGAAUGGCAACCUCUGUUGGGCUCUUCACUGACGGCGGUUUCAGUGAUUAUUGUCUCGUUCAUAUAAAACACGUCAUCAAAUUGCCGGAUACUUUUCCAUUAGAUAAAGGAGCGCUCUGCGAACCAUUUUCUUGCAUCAUACGUGGCUGGGAUAAUUUAGGGACCAUUGCCGACGAUUCCCAGAUUCUUAUUCUGGGCGCUGGUAUUAUCGGGUUACUGUGGGCAUCUCUCUUCCACCAUCAUGGGUACCGUGAUGUCACCAUUACAGAACUAGCAGAAGGAAGGAGGAAAUUAGCGAAGGAUCUAGGUCUAGGCUACCAAGUGUGCCAUCCUGAUGAUGUUCAGCGUAAAUUCGCCGAUGUCGAUCCAGGAUUAGAUGGAUAUGACAUCAUUGUCGAUUGCACAGGGGUUCCAAAGGCACUUGAAGCCGCAUUCCCGUUACUGCGCUGCGGAGGUAAAUUCUGCAUGUUUGGCUGUUGCCCCAGAGUUUCUGAAAUAACCAUCAACCCUGCUGACAUAAUGCUAAAAGAACUCACGAUUGUCGGGUCGCAAGUCAACCCAUUCACAAUCUCAAAGGCUGUAAGCCUGGUGCAGAGCAUGAGUGAGAGAUACCUCGAUUUUGAACGUCUUGGAAUACGCUUCUUCCCUCUGGAGAAGUAUGAGGAGGCAAUAAGAAUGCUGAAGGCCGGUCAGAUAUCAAAGGCAAUGUUUACUUUCGGCAAUUAACGAAAUGGUGCAAUUCCAUGGCAAAGUACUGAUUACAUUCAUUCGACAAGUAGUACUUUUGUACAAUGCGCUCUGUAGUUAAAGUAACGUUUUCCUAAACUGCGCUUUCCUGUACGCGAGGCUUACCAACAUAAAAUAAAAAUAAAAAAUUUUCUUUUUUGAGAAACCAAGAAAUCUUCUCUUUUAGUUGUAAAAGGUGUCUCAGUGCAAAGCAUACAAAAGCUUCAAGAUGUCAUCUUAUUGAAAUGCAUGAAGACACUUCUCUCUUAAAGAUCUUAUAAGUGGACUUCAUUCGACUACCAUGUAAUAAUGAUGUUUUACAACGAUCAUUGAAGAUUUUAUAUAGAAUCAGCAAGACCCUCAGGUCCAGAGCUUCACUAACACUUCCUUAAACUGUAUGGUAUUAGGUCUUACCGGAAUGUAUUUUUGGUUGUUAAACAAAGCCGCCGGACACAAGAAAAAUAUGGUUUGAAUUGCGCCUCUUCAUCAGAACUGGCUAAUCUCUGAAACCGAUGAUGUCUUAUUAACAUUUAAGGUGAAAAGGAGCCCGAGCUUCUCACGAAUUUUCUUUAUAAAUUAAACAUACAUGAAAAGAUCAAUCUAUGGGUGAGCGCUUGUGCACUGCUCUAAGGAAAUGUUUGUUUGUCUCCUGGUCCAGCGACAGAUGACCGGAUUGCUUAGUUGAUGUGUGUUCUGCAAACAUAAUUUUUUGCAUACUUUUGUUGCAUGGAAUUUUCACUAUUUUGUUUAAAAUUUUUAUCGUAUACAUACCUCUGUACUUGGCCUGCCUACGUGAAUAUCUAUUAAAGAAAUGAAUUCCUGUACACCAACGAAA
Macrobrachium nipponense is the source of this 2082-nucleotide messenger RNA. RefSeq names its product D-altritol 5-dehydrogenase-like. The record is from RefSeq and is a predicted model, not a curated record. Bases 198 to 1247 code for a protein of 349 amino acids. Gene Ontology annotation, molecular function: oxidoreductase activity; zinc ion binding. NCBI's taxonomy places the organism in Eukaryota, Metazoa, Arthropoda, Malacostraca, Decapoda, Palaemonidae. The transcript has 2 exons.